This is a messenger RNA of Haliotis rubra (blacklip abalone), 1039 nucleotides long. Its product is annotated as myosin, essential light chain, adductor muscle-like. The coding region runs from base 1 to 639 and encodes 212 amino acids. Lineage: Eukaryota; Metazoa; Mollusca; Gastropoda; Lepetellida; Haliotidae. The record is from RefSeq and is a predicted model, not a curated record. The transcript has 3 exons. Gene Ontology annotation, molecular function: calcium ion binding. Gene Ontology annotation, cellular component: muscle myosin complex.
AUGCGGGCUGCCACAUGGGAACCCACGUGCACGGCAGGGUCAAGCUGUAUCCGCCCUGAUCUUGAUAUGCCACUGAGGACUGUCACGGUUAUCCGUCAACAGAUCCGCUGUAGGCAGAUUGCAUCCAAGACAGCUAGACCAACAAAGCCCACAAAGGCUGCAACUCCACAAAUCAAAUUGUCCAAGGACGAGAUUGAAGAAGCCACAGAGGUGUUUGACCUUUUUGAUUUCUGGGAUGGUCGUGAUGGCGCCGUCGACGCUGCCAAGACCGGCGACAUGUUGUACUGUCUGGGCCUCAACCCUACCAUGACCACCAUCAUGAAGAACGGAGGUGUGGAGAGGUUUGGAGAGAAGAACUACAAACUGGAGGAGUUCCUGCCCAUCUACCAGACCGUCAUGCAGAUCAAGGACACAGGCACCUACGCCGACUUCAUGGAGGCUUUCAAGACAUUCGACAGAGAGGGCCAGGGUUUUAUCUCAUCUGCUGAGUUGAGGCACGUUCUGACAUCUCUGGGAGACCGACUGACCGACACCCAGAUGGACGACAUCAUGAAGUGCACCGACUUGAGAGAGGAUCUGGAGGGCAACGUCAAGUACGAGGACUUCAUUUCCAAGGUCAUGGCCGGACCUCUCGUAUAGUGGUGAUAUCAAGUUCAUAUAAGUUAUUGCGCGUUUGUUAUUUAAUUAAUUGAUCAUUUUAGAAAAAAGACUACUGGCUUUAGCUUUUUCUCAAAAGUUCAACACCCAAACAUAACUUUCUGACACAGUAUUCAUUGUCAGUAUCUGAACUUUUAUGUCAAGCGUGACUCUGCAGAUUUGACAGGAAUGUAUUAGCCUUCCAACGCCUGUUGUUGAAAGAUGGUAAUACUUCUGCCCAACGGAUGUUAAUUUCACACUUAAGUAUCGUCUGAGCCGUAUGUGCCAAUGUUGAGUGCAUUGCAAUCAUAGCCAGAUUAAACUAUGAAUUCUAAUUAUGUUGAAGGGCAUUUCAGACGCUCAAUAUUAAACUGCUUCAUGAAUAAAUUUAUUCGAACCUAAA